AUGGCAAUGAGAGGACCGCGUCACCCCAUCGGGGCAGCGCCCUGGAUCGUGGAGGAGCGCACGACGGCGCUGCACAUUGCCCAAUCUGAGACCGAGGAGUUCUCUUUCUCGGUCAAGAACGAGAUGGACUGGCUGAACGAGCACAUGGCCGAGAUCUUUUCCGAAAACCCAAUAAGCGUCGCCGAGAUCUUCAAGACCCCCGGAAAGCUGCGUGGAAAGACACCACGGACAGCACGAACAGUAACCAGGGGGGACAUCCGAGCACCUCUGACGGACGUCUUUCUGUCCACGCCCAAGGGCCCGCCAAACCCGUUUGCCAUCUCCAAGCUCACCGGGAUCCAGCAGCAGCAGCGCCGGAACUCGCCCACAUUCAGGGUCGCCGAGGACCGGCCAACCGGCUCAAGCCCCAGUCCGCGUGUGAGCCCGGCAAAGGUCCGGCCUUCCGCAAAAACGCCGUCGUCCGUCUUCCGCAAAAACACCUUCCACAGCGCCCAGAAGGCAUCCGCGUGUGCAAGAAAACCAGAGCCGGCAUCGUCGCUCGGAGACUCGGGAUAUCAUGGAAGCCAGGACAUGACCGACCAGGACGAUGACGACGUGGAUGUCGAUGUCGAUGUAGAUGUCGAUACUGACGAUCUUGCCAUGUCCAGCACAAGACCGAUCUUGCAGCCGACGCGUCAGGCUGCUUCAGGACCAAAGGCCAUCAACGUCCCGACCAGCACCACACCAGCAGCACGAACACCGAUACAACCGAGCACAACACCUCUGCUGUUGUCGCCCGACGAAGCUCGUGGCCGCCGCAGUCCCACGCAGCCGGACCACUCGUUCCACUCCGCGAAAGAAGAGCCCACCGAAGAUAUGCUACCGCAGGCUGCCGCGUCAUCCGGCAGCAUCACAGUCUCUUCGUCUCCCUUUGUCCCGGUGAAGUCCCCCUCUCCGGCUCGUGCCACGAUGGCGAUGUCACCACAGCGAAAGCCGGCACCACCGCCAAUGCAAUUGCAGGACCAGCAAGAGCAGCAAGAGCAGCAGGAACCGUCUUCCCCUCUGGAAUCCACCACACCGGCGUUUCCGCCACCCCAAGAGCUCUUGACUGCUAUGGGGCAACUACCUGCCGACGAUCCGUUGCUGGCUCCAUCAGCACCCACCUCUCCCCUGGUGACGCCUUCAAAGACGCAAGGCCAUGUUGCCAUGGAAGACGAGAUGGACGUCAAUGAACCAGAGGAAGACAUGGAAGAGGAAGUCGAGGUGAAAGCGGAAGCGGAAGCAGAAGACGAGCAGAAGGUGGAAGCAUCACAAUCUCCAGACUUUGACACAAGUCCUGUCCGCCCGGUCGUUCGAAAGAGCAGCCUGAACUUCGCGUCUCUGCCGGCACGAGAACCGUUCACAUCGAAUAAGAGCAUUGGCGGUGCUGCCCGACCGUCACGCACAAGUCACACUGACACAGCCAGAGCUGGCUACUACAACCGUGUCACAGGCGGCAAGAGUCUCGGCAAUGCGCAACCAGCAGAACGGGAAGACGGAGAGAACAACGACCACGACGAGCUGGAUGCCGACGAUGUCUUCUCUUCUCAUGACGCUAUGCAGGCCGACGAGGAUGCUACGUCUGACAACAAGACAUACACACAGCGUCUGCAGGACCGGAUCAGCAUGUUGGGCAAAUCUCAGGCGAGCGGCCCACGGCCCUCCAAGUCGCUGGCUAACCAUCUUCCGGGCGCAACGCAGACCAUGCUGUCCGCCUUGGCACAGCCGCAAAGAUCGCAGCCCUCUGCCACGUUGUCAUCUCCGAAGAAAAUCACGAGCCCGGUCCUGGCGCCUGGCGCUUUCCCGGAAGAGGUCGACGAGGACUGGAUCAUGCCCCCCCCGGAUACUGCUAUAACCAGUCCCCGGCUAAACAUGCCGGAAACCUUUGCUUCUGCGGACACAGACGAAGAGCAGGAUUUACCAGACAGCCAACCGGACUUUGUUCUUCCUAAGCAGCGUCAAAGUGCCGUGGCGGCUGCGUCACCCUUGAAGACAAAAGUCAUGGCCCUGCGCGAAAACAGUCCCCGCGUCAAUGGGCACAUGAAGUCAGCGUCCGUCCCGUCCUUGUCGCUGUUUGCUCCCGACUUGAUGGCUGCGCGAUUGCCUUACCCGACCGACGUCUCUGGCACCGGGCUGUCGGUUGUGACCGACCUGAGAGACCUGCCGUCUUCACCGACAAAGUCACCUUCCCGCGCAUUCCGUGACAGUCCUCUCAGGCAGGUUAAGAGCAAGCUUACCUCGAUCAUCAAGGGCUCCAAAGGGCUGCUUGCCAGCAGUGCGGCACUGAGUGCCGAGGGUAAAUCGUCGCUUCUGUCUCCUUCCACGCUGCGGCUCGGCAUGAACCUGGCGCCCUCAACAGAGUCCCUGGCUCUACGCCACGGCAGCGUGAGCGUGGACCUUGGCUACCCUGACCUUUCUCGGCAAAUUGCAGCUGCCAAACUGCUUUUUGAAGGCGACUAUAACGCAGAACAAGCUGCCACCUCUGCUGAGCCGGAGUCUCCGGUACGCGUCAGUCCGACUCGUCCCAACAUCCGCAAGACCCGGGCUUCAACGGAGCGGGAGCGUCGCGAACAGAAAAUCCGGGAAAAGGAGGAGAAGGAGACCCUGCGAAUGGAAGACCGCUUUGAGAAGCUGGAGAAGGAACGCGAAAAGGAACGCGAGAAAGCGCGAAUCUUUAGCGAAGAGAAGGCGGCACAGCAGGAGCAGCUUCAAAAGCAGGCGCAGCUGCAGCAGUCGGCACAAAAUGACGACGACGAGCUGAACGCAGACGACUACACGCAGCGGCAGCCUGCUGUCCAGGACCAGCAAAAGCCGGCAAGCUCUCCGUCUCGCGCUCCUGCGAAGCCGGCAAAGCCCAGUCCACGAAAGGCCAAGACGCAACAUCUGGAGCCUGAUGCAGAUACGGAAGAUCCAUCUCAAAACACGCGCCCUCAUGCCCAUAGCACAGUCCUGGCAAACGCAUCCGUCCCUCGGUCAGCCCAGGCCAAGCGCACGAUCCGGCGUCCUAUCAAGCCUACAAAGGAAGCGCCCUCGAAAGCCAAGCAGGCGCCGACUGUCAUCCGCGUCAACACAUCCAGCUCGCAGCAGCAGUCACAGUUCCACCCGUCGAACAGCGCGCUUGCUGCAACGCCGCAUGAAACUCUCACGGGGCCGCAGCAGUCGCAGUCGCAGUCGCAGUCGCAGUCGCAAUCGCAAUCGCAUCAGCUCAAGAGCAAGGCUAGCGCGGCGUCGCUGCACACGAAACCGUCCCUGCAGAGCCUCAAGAGCUCGGUGUCCAGCACCGGCCGGCCCAAAGCAUUGGACCUCGCAGCACGGCGGAAAGAGCAAGAGGAGCGAGAGGCGCAGCGCAAGCGUGACUACAAGGCAGAGCUGGAGAGGAAGAGGGCAGCCAACCAGGAGCAGGAAGAACAGCGGCGGCUCGACCAACAAAAGGAGCGGGAGGCCGAGAUGGCCCGGAAGGCAGCAGCGGCAGCACAACUGAGACAGGCAGCCAUCGAGAAGGCCAAGCAGACACGAGCACCGCCGCCAGCACCGCGAACACAGCUACCGAGCGGGCCGUCAGACUAUGGGCGAAGCGAGACCGCCGGUCAGCAGCCAUCGCGACCGCAAUCUCGACUGGCCACGGCAACCUCGGGGCAUCGUUCUCAGGACGAGGCACAUCGGCCGGUGAAUGCGGCUCUUUCCAACGCAGGCAAGUCCCUGUCGAAACGGCCAUUGCCUGCCACGGAUCACACCCAGGCCCACGGCAGAUCUGUGACGGCCAACAGUGGCAAUGCUGCGGCAUACCAGGCCAAGGAGGCCAAGAGAAUUCGGCUGAGCGAGGAGUUCGACGAGGAUGAGCUCGAAAUGGGAGGCCAUAUCCCGCGUGUGUCCAGCAUCAAGGGACCGCCAGUCCGGCCUUCGGGAGUGUUCAAAAAGGAUUUGCCAAACAAGUCACUAUAUGGAAACGGAUAUGCAACAGCACCGUCGACGGCCAACAUAUCGCGCGACCUCUUCAAGACGACGGUGACAUCGCAGCACAACCACCAGAUGCGGGCUGGCCACCCGCUGGACAUGGCACAGGUUUCCAAAGCGACAAUCUCGUUUGCACCAAACACCAAUGCAGUAGUUUCAGCUUCGGCAUCUGCUGCUUCAGCUUCAGCUGCAUCCAACCCCCACAAGACGCCUGCACGACCGGCUGGCGUGCCACUGACAAGCAAGUCUACGGCAAAGUCGGUUGCACGGUCGUCACCUCGCUAUCCCAACGGCGAUGGCAUCGAACUGCCCGAGAUCCAGACGGACGACGAGGACAGCGACGAGGAUAGCAAUGUCAACGUAGCACCAUGGGCAGACUCGCCCGAUCUCCGGAGAGCCUUGAUGCAACAGGAGACGAUGGACCCGAUGCAGGUGUUUGGGCCGCCGCGGCCACUGAACAUGGAGGAGGUGUUCAGCAAGAGCAAAGACAGGUGGAACAAGUUCCGUGCGCGGACCAGCAGUGCCAACUGGAGCGGCACAGACCGUCUGACGGAGGAUGACAUUAGGAAGGAUCUUGCCGCACGCGACAAGAUACGGCGUGAGGGAGGAUGGACCUACGAGCUGAACAAGGAUAUGAUGUAA
Messenger RNA from Grosmannia clavigera kw1407, 4614 nucleotides. Its product is annotated as inner centromere ark-binding region protein. The record is from RefSeq and is a predicted model, not a curated record. Lineage: Eukaryota; Fungi; Ascomycota; Sordariomycetes; Ophiostomatales; Ophiostomataceae. Bases 1 to 4614 code for a protein of 1537 amino acids. The transcript is spliced from 4 exons.